AUGGUCGCCUCCCAGAUGUUCCUCGGCACUGCCGCCACCCUCAUCGCCUCCUCGACUGCCUUCGUCGCACCCAUGGCUGUGCGAUCUGCUGCCACUACUCCUUCGUCCUCGAGCCUCAAGAUGAGUGCUGGAUCGGACUACGUCGCCACCCUGCCCGGAGCUCCCUUCUCUGACGGAAAGAUCUUCGACCCCCUGGGCCUAUCCGACGGCGCUGCCCCCGGCGACAUCAAGAAGUGGCGCGAGGCCGAGAUCAAGCACGGGCGUGUGGCCAUGCUUGCGUCCCUUGGUGUCAUCGUCGCAGAGCAAUACCACCCGUUCUUCAUGGGCCCCGACUACAUUGGCCCCGCCGUGGACCACUUCCAGGAGAUCAGCGCGCAGUUCCCUGAGUUCUGGGCGUUCUCCCUCCUGGGCAUGGCCUUCAUCGAGUACAACACCAUCAUGACCGCCUUCGACACCCCCAGCGCUGUCACCGGCGAGGGCGGCCUGAAGGAGGAUUACAUCCCGGGAGACCUCGGCUUCGACCCCCUCAACCUCAAGCCCGACGACGAGGCGGCUCUGGACGCGAUGAAGACCAAGGAGCUCAACAACGGCCGUUUGGCCAUGAUCGGCAUCGCCGGCAUGUUGGCGCAGGAGCUGGUGAACCCGGCCGACAUCCUCGGCUAAUUUGUUUGCUUUUCUAGACUUUCGUCGCUUGCAUUAUCUUGAUGUGAAGGAUCAAGUGUGCGUGUCUGAUGUAAAUGUGUUUUAUUGCGUCCCUCUGAUCCGAGAGGAUGGAAGAAUGUAUUUGGGAUGUGCUACUUGCUGUAUUGUUCGCCCUUGUCUCGCAAUCGCAAAUGGUGGUGUGAAGCGUGUUUAGUUGAUGCCUCCGUGUUCGGUUGUAACUUACUUCUGUAUUGUCAUGCUGAGUGUCCACGAUUGGACUUGUCUUCGAUUCCUUCGGCUUGUCUUCUGCCACCGCCAUCUAUAUCGGCGUACAGAGGAAUCUGUGUCGCUCUCGGGAUGUGUGAUGGCGAGAUAUGUGCUUGAAGUUGUUUAGCCGAGGCGGGUUCCGCUCAGGUUCACCCGCAAUUUUGACUGUUUUUUCUUAAGACGAGCUUCGCGGGGAUUGCUGUGUUGUACAAUCUCUUUUACGAUCAUAGUGUUCUGUCAAGAUUUGAUAGGCCGAGCAUGGGAAGUGAUGAAAAGGUUAGCAUGCGUUGUGUCGCAUUCGAAACUCCGGAAUCCCGUGUGUAUUUGCGAGUCUAAAAUGUUUGGUGAAAUGAGUGCAUGUAUGUAGCCAAAGCUGUCGUUGCAUACCGCUCUCGUAGUUUUGCCCUUGGUGUAUGGUUCGAGGGGCCCGUGCGGUACUCAGAUGUACAUGGCUAGUG
Ectocarpus siliculosus is the source of this 1367-nucleotide messenger RNA. The record is from the annotation of a GenBank genome assembly. Lineage: Eukaryota; Phaeophyceae; Ectocarpales; Ectocarpaceae.